AUGACCUUGGUACAGGUCUAUGCGCCCAAUUUGGAAGGAGAAUAUGAUAUCUUCCUUGAGGAAGUGCAGUGUGCUCUGUCCGAAGUGCCGAAAACAGAGUUCUUCAUACUUUUUGGCGAUUUUAACGCACACGUCGGAGUAGACGCUGAAAAGUGGAACGGCGUGAUUGCAAGAAACGGUCCUACCGACAUCAACGGACUCCCUGUUACGAACACCUUGUAG
This is a messenger RNA of Soboliphyme baturini, 222 nucleotides long. NCBI's taxonomy places the organism in Eukaryota, Metazoa, Nematoda, Enoplea, Dioctophymatida, Soboliphymatidae. The record is from the annotation of a GenBank genome assembly.